AUGGCUACGGAACAACAAGGCAAGUUUGAGGUAGAUGAAGCGGCAAUCCAGCGCACCGUGGAAGGUCUCAAGGGAAGGAAUGUCGACGCCGUGGUGGCGGAAAAUGGGGUCGAAGCCAGGCAAAUCCUGAUAGAUAUGAUUCCUGAUGGGGCAGAGGUGUUCAAGAGCACUUCCGAAACCCUGGAUACCAUAGGUUACUCAGACUACAUUCGGGAAACUGACCGCUACAAGAACCUUUCAUUGGAAAUCUCGGAGGAGCCGGACCGUGAGCGGCAACGGGAAUUGCGUCGCCUGGCCGGGGUGGCCGAAUAUUUCGUGGGCAGCGUCCACGCAAUUGCCGAGACUGGGGAAGUGCUGGUCGCCAGUGGCUCAGGAAGCCAGUUGGGGGCCUACGUCUUUGACGCCAAGAAUGUGAUUUGGGUGGCGGGAGUACAGAAAAUCUGUCCCACUCUUGAUGAUGCAAUGGCCAGGAUAAGGGGUUUUUCGGUGGAACGGCACCACGAGUGGGCGGUUGCCCAGGGCCGCGCUGCAGCUCCCAUGGGAAAGUUGAUGAUUUUCGAGAAUGAACAGAAUGUGAAUCGUAUCAAGAUGGUGUUAAUUAAGGAGUCGUUGGGGUGGUAA
Messenger RNA from Geodia barretti, 621 nucleotides. NCBI's taxonomy places the organism in Eukaryota, Metazoa, Porifera, Demospongiae, Tetractinellida, Geodiidae. The record is from the annotation of a GenBank genome assembly.